Molecule: messenger RNA, 2321 nt
Organism: Tachysurus vachellii
Lineage: Eukaryota; Metazoa; Chordata; Actinopteri; Siluriformes; Bagridae
Gene: coro1a
Product: coronin, actin binding protein, 1A
Exons: 11
Coding region: 187-1557 (456 amino acids)
Biological process (GO): cell migration; actin filament organization
Molecular function (GO): actin filament binding
Source: RefSeq, a predicted model, not a curated record
UUCACUUCCUCUGCCGUUUAAGAAGAAAACCUCCCAGUUCCUGCACACUUCUCUCUCUGUCUAUCUAUCUGUCUAUCUCUCUCUUCACCAUCUCUCAGUCAGCAGCCAGAACCAGAACCUGAUCCGAACCUCGGCCCGACCCUCUUCCAGCUGCAGAACACAGAGAGAGAUUUGCUUCAGCUCAUCAUGUCCAGGAAAGUCGUGAGGACCAGUAAAUUCCGGCACGUCUUCGGCCAGGCCGUGAAGGCGGACCAGUGCUACGAUGACAUCAGGAUCUCUCAGAUGACGUGGGACAGCAAUUUCUGCUCCGUCAACCCCAAGUUCGUGGCCAUGAUCGUGGACGCCAGCGGAGGAGGAGCUUUCAUCGUCCUGCCGCUCAGCAAGACGGGACGUAUCGACAUGUCUCAGCCAACCGUCUGUGGACACACUGGACCCGUGCUGGACAUUGAAUGGUGUCCACACAAUGACAACAUCAUCGCCAGCGGCUCUGAAGACUGCAGCGUGAUGAUCUGGGAGAUUCCUGAUGGAGGUCUUACGACUCCUCUGAAGGAGCCGGUGGUGAAGUUGGACGGUCAUUCCAAACGUGUGGGGAUCCUCAGCUGGCACCCAACUGCACACAAUGUCCUCAUGACUGCAGGCUGUGAUAAUGUAGUGAUCCUGUGGAACGUGGCUCGCGGUGAGUCAAUGGUGCGAAUCGACUCAGUACAUAGCGACCUGAUCUAUAGCGCCUGCUGGAACACAGAUGGAUCGCGCAUCCUCACAUCCUGCAAGGACAAGAAACUGCGUGUCUUGGAUCCACGCAAAGGCACCGUCAUUACUGAGAAGGACAAGCCUCAUGAGGGCUCCAGGCCGGUGAGAGCCGUGUUCGUGUCGGAGGGGAAAAUCUUGACCACGGGUUUCAGCCGCAUGAGUGAGAGACAGGUGGCGCUGUGGGACCCGAACAACAUCAACGAGCCGCUCACUCUGCAAGAGCUCGACACAAGCAGUGGAGUUCUUCUGCCAUUCUUUGAUCCUGACACAGGCAUUGUUUACCUGUGUGGAAAGGGUGACAGCAGUAUUCGGUACUUUGAGGUGACAGAUGAGGCUCCGUAUGUGCACUAUCUGUCUAUGUACAGCAGUAAAGAGAGUCAGAAGGGAAUGGGCUACAUGCCCAAGAGAGGACUGGAGGUCAACAAGUGUGAGAUCGCCAGAUUCUAUAAGCUUCAUGAGAGAAAGUGUGAGCCUAUUGUCAUGACUGUACCACGUAAGUCCGACCUGUUUCAGGAGGACUUGUACCCUGACACCAUCGGUCCGGAGCCGUCGGUCGAGGCUGAUGAAUGGUUCGCAGGUAAAGAAGGGAAACCAAUCCUGAUCUCUCUGAAGGAAGGUUUCACUGCAACCACCAAGAACAAAGAGUUUAAAGUCAUCAAGAGCCUCCUGUGUUCUCCAGCAGCCUCCACUGGGCUGCAACACGCCAAUGGAGGGGAUUUUCAGGCUCUGCAGAAGGAGCUGAAGGACUUGAGGGAGCUGGUUGAGCAGCUGACAAAGCGAGUUAGUGAGCUGGAGAGCAAGAGUUGAAGAAGAGAAAACAAAUAUAAAAGCUAGAACAGGGAGAGAGAGAGAGAGAGAGAGAGAGAAAGAGAGAGAGAGAGAGAGAGAGAGAGAGAGAGAGAGAGAGAGAGAGAUAAAAGAAUGUAGAGAGAAAGAGUCACAGCUUUUCAAUUAAUCAUCAUGUUUUUUUUGGGGGGGAUUUAAAUAUUUCAAGUUGUUCUGUAAACCUCAGUUUAUUAAUAUAUGUAUUAGAAAGUUUCAAAUAAAAUCCAUUAAUAUUUUAAAGAAAAAUCUUUCUUGUGUCUCAAAAUGACUGAAUUCACACAUGCACAUUUAUGAAGUAUUGUCAGUUUAUCUGGUUCACGUCUGAUGGUAAACAUCACGUUUAUCGUCAGACCGCUGAAGGACCCCAGAGUGUGUAAAGAAGUCAGUAAAAGGUUCAGGAGGAAGUGUGAAGGUUCUAGGAUGAUUUCUGCAGCAGGAGAUGAACCUCAUCUACAGCUACACGGCAGGUGAAUGCUGAUGUUUAUCAAAACCUCGUGCUGUUCCUUCCUCGUGAGCGUCCAGCCUGAGAGUCCUGAUCUAAACCUCUGGAAAAUUCUCAGCAACAAAGUUAUGACUAAGAAACUUACUAGUGUUACUGAAGUGAGGAAGACACUGGAGGAAGAGUGGACCAGACACCAGUGACAUCACGCAGCUGCAGAUGUGCUGAAGUCACUCAGACCCUCUACACUGUAAUCUUCUUUCAGACUUCACCGGUUCUCUACAUUAAAGUGCUGAGUUUUCCACAA